Micromonas commoda is the source of this 873-nucleotide messenger RNA. RefSeq lists its product with no specific name. Gene Ontology annotation, molecular function: RNA binding. The coding region runs from base 1 to 873 and encodes 290 amino acids. Gene Ontology annotation, biological process: tRNA modification. The transcript is spliced from 3 exons. The record is from RefSeq and is a predicted model, not a curated record. NCBI's taxonomy places the organism in Eukaryota, Viridiplantae, Chlorophyta, Mamiellophyceae, Mamiellales, Mamiellaceae.
AUGGGAGGCGAAAAGCGCGCCUACGACGGCGGCGGCGGAAAGAAGAACAAGAAAGCUUUCUACGGCAGGCCCAAGACGUUGGCCACCAUCCCGUACGAUGCGAUGGGAUACAUCGUGACCUCCGACGCCGGGAGGGAGAGGUACUCUUGGCGCGAUACCGUCCGCAACCUCAACGACACGUACGAGUCGAUCUUCCCCGAGGAGGCCGCCGCCGCCGCUGCUGCGCAGUCCGAGAAGGUCGCCGACGACAGCAAGGACGCCAGCGACAAGCUCGCCGCGGAGCUCGCAGAACUCAAGGAGAGCGGCGGCGACGAGGCCGCGGACUUCGCCAGGGCCGAGAGGUUCAAGCACGUCAACCUCGACCUGAAGGCGUGCGUGUUUGUUCGCAUGAAGUGGGAGGCUACCCGGAAGAUCAAUCCCUCGGAGCUGGUGCGUCGCAUGCUGACGAACACCCGGGACAAGGGCGAGCCCGUCUCCAGACACACGCUGAGGAUCGUACCCGUGGAGAAGGUGUGCUUCGCCGCGGUGGAGGACGUCGUCAAGGCGGCCAAGCCCCUCAUCGACGAGGCGUUUCCGGCGCAUUGCGAAGAGGGAAAGGAGAAGACGUUUGCCGUCGUGUUCAACUCUCGGGCCAACUCCACUUUGAGGCGAAGCGAGUUGGUGCCCGAGAUCGCCAACCUCGUGCCGGAGCCGCACAAGGUGGAGCUCGGCAAACCGGAGCUGGUGGUGCUCGUCGAGGCUGUCAAGGGCGUGGCGACCGUCGCCGUCGUGAAGGAUUACUACGGGUUGCUAAAGUACAACCAGCGGCUGCUCUCGAUGAACGAGGAGGAGAGGCAGGCGGAGCGCGCGCGCCGACGGCGAGGACAAGGGUGA